AUGCGCGCCGAGGGUGAUGCUAGCUCAACAAUUUCGCGGUCGGUCUGUCAACUUCUCCCUUUAUCGAAGCCUCUGAAUUACGGUACCUUCAUCUUCUUCGGCCUGGUGACCACCAUUGGUGUCCUCCAUGUGUGGUUCCUCGUCUCCGAGACCAAGGGUCGCACACUGGAAGAGAUGGAUGAAUUGUUCGGAUCUGGAAGCAUGGCCGUUGAGGACGAGGUCCUGAAGCGUCGGAUCGAGAGGGAGAUUGGCUUACUGGCUUUAUUGGGCGAGGACUCGGACUCGAGCGAGAAGACAUCCGAGAAGCUGGAGCAUUUGGAUCAUCGCAAGCGAGCUGAGCUGCCCAACUCUGCGAGCUCGUAG
Molecule: messenger RNA, 363 nt
Organism: Penicillium roqueforti
Lineage: Eukaryota; Fungi; Ascomycota; Eurotiomycetes; Eurotiales; Aspergillaceae
Exons: 2
Coding region: 1-363 (120 amino acids)
Biological process (GO): transmembrane transport; carbohydrate transport
Cellular component (GO): membrane
Molecular function (GO): carbohydrate:proton symporter activity
Source: RefSeq, a predicted model, not a curated record